AUGGAAAAUGAAGGAAGAAAGUCUCUCAUACCCCAAAACAUGGCUAAUCUUGGCUUUGAACUGAAGAGCUUGAGAUUAUGUCUGAACUGGUAUGGGAUUAAAAGGUUUCUCUUCUUGGAUAAAUUAGAUGGUGAGAGUGAGAGGAUUCAGCAAGGAUAUACGGAGCAGCUCCGGGAGUUUGCUCAAGUUUUUCAAGAGGAAAGCGAUGUUGGUACUAUAUUGAAAGAACAUCUUAGAAUCAGAAGAAACCUUCGCAUCAUAAGCCAUCGGUUUCGGAAGUUUAUAUUGUUCUCUCUUGUUGGGGUCACAGCAAGUCAGUUCAUUUCCCUUCUAACAACCACUAGGUCAAGUGCUUCUAACAACAUCUUCGAGGCCGCAGAGCUUCUGCUAUGCUCCAUUAAUCUGGUGACAGGGCUCUUCAUAUGCCUGCGUAGUGCAACAAAGAUCACGCACAGAGCACAGUCAAUUACAAGCCUUGCUGCAAAGUGGCAUAUUUGUGCCACAAUCAACUCAUAUGAUGAUAUGGAUGGUGACACUCCAACAACUCAGAUUGCACCCAGCCGAGGCUUUCCUGUCAACAUUGAUUGGGUAUUAGAUGACGAGGAAGAAGAUGGAGAUGAUGAUCUGGAUAAUGCAAAAAUGGUGCCGAUUUUUGCACAUACAAUCUCAUUCCAAAAGAGGCAGGCUCUAGGUUAG
This is a messenger RNA of Dovyalis caffra, 696 nucleotides long. NCBI's taxonomy places the organism in Eukaryota, Viridiplantae, Streptophyta, Magnoliopsida, Malpighiales, Salicaceae. The record is from the annotation of a GenBank genome assembly.